Molecule: messenger RNA, 3701 nt
Organism: Carcharodon carcharias (great white shark)
Lineage: Eukaryota; Metazoa; Chordata; Chondrichthyes; Lamniformes; Lamnidae
Gene: suox
Product: sulfite oxidase
Exons: 4
Coding region: 175-1911 (578 amino acids)
Cellular component (GO): mitochondrion
Molecular function (GO): heme binding; molybdenum ion binding; oxidoreductase activity
Source: RefSeq, a predicted model, not a curated record
AAGCUCAUGCAGCUCCCCACUGCCCUGAUACGCUCCUUUACCUUCCGGAGAGCCGCGGCUAUCGCUUUCGAACCAUAAAUAGGUCAACGUCACGGGAAGGGCUUUGCUGCUACGCAAGCGCAAGCGGCCAGUGAGCAAGUCGGAUUAUACAGUGUUGAACCGUCAGGUACUGUGAUGUCAUUCCUUAGGUGUACACGCUCUGCUCUGGGCAUCUGGCAAGUACGAAGCAGAGUAUGGGUAGAGACCUCUACAGUACUCUCUCAAGCCUGCUCGGUAUGCAGCUUUGUACGAUGGAAGAAUACGGCUGUUAACCCUGCCAGAGGUGUGGACUACCAGUUCUCUAACACACGAUGGAGAGGCAUGGUUGUGGGGGUCCUGGCGGGUACAGGUGCUAUCCUAGUUUAUGGCUUAUGCAGACAACAGGUGCAGCAAUCAGAGCCUAAAAGUAUCUCAGAAUUGACCAGCCUAUCUGUAUCAGCAUUAGGCAAUGACAUUAAAUCAACGUACCCAAUUUAUACCAGGCAGGAUGUGGCCAAGCAUAAAACUAUGGCAGAUGGGGUAUGGGUCACCUACAAAUCUGGUGUGUAUGAUAUUACGGAGUUUGUUGGCUUGCAUCCUGGGGGGAAUAAGAUCAUGCUUGCUGCUGGAGGUGCUGUUGAACCAUUCUGGGCAAUGUAUGCAGUCCAUAAGCAGGAACAUGUUUACAAAAUGCUUGAAGAGUACAAAAUUGGAGAACUCAGCCCAGAAGACCAGAAGCUGGUGACCUCGGAUGUGAACGACCCAUAUGGGAAUGAACCACUGAGACACCCUGUUUUGAAAGUGAAUAGUUUAAAGCCAUUUAAUGCAGAACCGCCAUUAGAAAUCCUAUCUGAUAAUUAUCUUACCCCAAAUGAAAUUUUCUUCAAAAGAAACCACCUGCCCGUUCCAGAAGUUGAUCCAAACAAGUUCCGUUUGGAGAUUAUGGGAGAGGGGAUGAAAUCCAUCCAACUGACACUCGACGACCUCAAGACCAAGUUCCCAAAGCACACAAUAACUGCCGCAUUGCAGUGUGCAGGGAAUCGGCGCUCUGAAAUGAAUGCUGUGCGUCAGGUAAAGGGACUGAAUUGGGGGAUGGCAGCAAUUGGUAACGCUACGUGGAGAGGGGCCAAGCUUUCUGACGUCCUUAAAUAUGCAGGGCUCCCAGAGGACACAAAUGCUAAGCACGUACAAUUUGAGGGACUCGAUAAGGAUGAGUCCGGGUCACCCUAUGGGGCCUCUAUUUCUAUUCGCAAGGCCCUGGCCAAAGAUGGUGAUGUGCUACUUGCCUACGAAAUGAAUGGUGAAGAUCUAUCCAGGGAUCAUGGCUUUCCACUACGUGUCAUUGUGCCAGGAGUGGUCGGAGCACGUAAUGUCAAAUGGUUAAGCAAGAUCAUUGUAAGUAAAGAAGAAAGCAAGAGCCAUUGGCAGGUGAAUGACUAUAAAGGGUUUUCUCCCUCUGUAGACUGGGACACUGUUGAUUUCAGUACUGCUCCAGCAAUCCAAGAGCUCCCCAUCCAGUCUGCCAUCACAACACCUUGCAAUGGUGACUAUCUCUCUGCAGAAGAUGACGAGGUCACAGUGAAAGGCUACGCAUGGAGUGGAGGUGGCCGAGAAGUGAUCCGAGUGGACGUCUCGCUGGAUGGUGGGAAGACUUGGCAGGUGGCUGAGUUAACUGGGGAGAAGCAGGAUGAGGGUCGGGCGUGGGCAUGGAAACUGUGGCAGCUCACUGUGCCUCUACCAAAGGGCCAGAAGAACCUGGAGAUAAUCUGCAAAGCUGUGGAUAACAACUACAAUGUACAACCUGAUACCGUUGCGCCCAUCUGGAAUUUACGAGGGGUCCUUAAUAAUUCCUGGAGCCGGGUGAAAGUUACAAUCAAACCUAGCAGUGGUUAGAAAGUGCAUCUGAAUCUCUGGGAUUGCAGGAGAACUUUUAGAUAUAUUUUAUAUACAUGUGUUUGUUCUCAGCUUCCUUUUUUGAUUGGUUACUACCACAGUCUAGUUUUUGCCAUCAUAGCAGUAACUGCAUGUACGAUCUACUUAAUUGGAAGCCACUCGAUUUCAAUUGUCGGAUAUAACUUUUAUCCAGCGCAAAAUUCCUGCUGUGUGAUUUAAUCCCUGAUUAAUUUAAAUUACUCAAUAAUUCCAACUUUUUUCGAAACACAACCUCUGAAUUAAUAGUGGAGAGAGUUAAUGUUCAGACACUUAUAGUUAUAGACAUUUAUAGACUUGGUUUAAAAAGUAACACAAAUGCAAUGGCCUCUUGUGCUGUAUUUGUAUCGACUCUCUUGUUUUUGUUUGUGAAGGAGGUAAUGCACUGCUUGGAAGUGACCGUGACAAUAACACUUGGUGACUAGAGUACAAAUUUCAGAAUAUUAACCUGCAGAAUUUUCCAGCAGGCAAGAAGAUAAGGAACAUUGUGUGUUUAUAUAUUAAAUUAAUGACUACACUUCAAAAAUGCUUCGCCUGGCUGUAAAGUGCUUUGGGACAUUUGAAGUUGUGAACCGUGCUAUUUAAAUGCAACUAUAAAUUGUUAUUCUUGAACUCAUUUUCCCCUCUCCUGGACUGCAAGUUUUGAAUUACUUAUUACUAAAACUGCUUGUGAUCCUUAUUGCUGCACUGUCCCUUUCUAAUGGGGUUGUUUGAAAUCCCUGAUGCUUAGCAACUCAUUGGUUUAGUCUCGACCAUUCUUCUUUUCAGCCAUCUUUUGAAUGAGACCCUAAACUGAGGCCCCGUCUUCUCCCUCAAGUGAGAUCCUAUCCAAUGACACUAUCAAAGAAGAACUGGGAUGUCCUAGCCAAUAUUUAUCUCUCAACCAACAUUACUGCUCAUCCUCACAUUGCUGUUUGUGAGGUCUUGCUGUGCGCAAAUUGGCUGCUGCAUUUUUACAUUGCAACGGUGAUUGGACUUCAAAGUACUUUAAGCUGUAAAGCAUUUUGAUAUCGAGGUCACGUAAGGCGCUAUAUGAAUGCAAGUUUGUUCAUUUGUCUUUUCUUUUCUGAAAUUUUCCUAAUGAGCAAAUAUGUUACCUGUCAGGCUCACUCUCUUUAAAUGAGUGUCAUCAUUUGGGAAGAGACAGUUGCAUCGUGGUAAUGUCACUAUGACACUGGACUAGUAAUUCAGAGGCCCAGGCUAAUCCUCUGGGGAUAUAGGUUCAAAUCCCACCAUGGCAGCUGGUGGAAUCUAAAUUUGGUUAAUAAAUCUAUAAUUGAAAAGCUAGUCUCCGUAAUGGUGAUCAUUCUCAAACUGUUCAUAGAAUCUUGCAACAUAGAAGGAUGCCAUUUAGCCCAUUGUGCUUGUGAUAGUUCUUUUGAAAUACCUAUUCAAUUAGAAGACCUAUCCACUGCCCCCCUCUUUCCCCCUGCACUGCAAAUGUUUCCCUUUCAAGUAUGUAUCCAAUUCCCUUUUGAAAGUUACCAUUGAUUCUCUUUCUGCCACCCUUUUGAGGCAGUGCAUUCCAGAUCAUAACUUGUCACAUAGAUAUAAAAAUUCGUAUUCUCAUCUUUCAUCUGGUUUUUACAAUUAUCUCAAAUCUAUAUCCCCUAGUUGCUGACAGUUCUGUCUGGGUUGACAGGUGUGAUAUGGCAUGUGUAAACACAUCUGAGACUGCUCAAAGCUACUGUUCUGGCAAAGGACUGAUGAGUUAAUGGCUUGCUUUGUCAAUCAAAAUAAAAUUGUCAAGUUUU